Messenger RNA from Penicilliopsis zonata CBS 506.65, 634 nucleotides. RefSeq lists its product as hypothetical. The coding region runs from base 65 to 586 and encodes 173 amino acids. The record is from RefSeq and is a predicted model, not a curated record. The transcript is spliced from 4 exons. Lineage: Eukaryota; Fungi; Ascomycota; Eurotiomycetes; Eurotiales; Aspergillaceae. Gene Ontology annotation, molecular function: protein binding.
CAAAGUACAAAAGUAGGGAGUCGUUAAAUAGAUAAGAGAAUUACUUUUUCCAGACUUUCAAUUCAUGGCGUAUAACCGUCCGCCCUACGGAGGCCCUCCAUACGGCGAACCUCCCUAUGCCUACGGAGGUCCCGGUGGUUAUGGCGGUCCUCGAGGCCCUCCUCCCAGAGGUCCUCCCCAAAGACCCCCGGGCCCUGCUCCCCCUCCUGGUCCCCCUCCUCCGCUUCCACCUGGUUGGUAUCAGGAAUGGGAUGCAAACAACCAACGCGCCUUCUGGGUAGAAGAAGCCACGGGCAGAUCGCAAUGGGAGAAUCCGUACCCUCCAACCCAGUUCGACCGCGGUAUGCCUCCUCCUGUCCCCCCCAUGGACGGUGGGAGAGGAUAUUAUCGUGAUGCACCACCACCACCACCACCACAAGGAGGAUACGACUAUUACCAGCGUGGACAGGAUGAGCAGCCGCAGAAGAGAUCCAUCGGGAUGGGCAAGAUGUUUGCGGCGGGUGCGGCGGGUGUGGCCUUGGGGGCUGUGGGUGGUGCCCUCUUGGAACAUGAACUGAAUGACCAUGACGACGGUCCUCCCCCUUGAACCUCCCCCACCGCCGCCAGACGAGUUCGGCUGGUGAUGGUAUUCAUA